AUGGCGGCCGCCAGGGCCGGGCGGGCGCUGAGGGCGGGGGCGAACUGCUGCCGCUGCUCCUCCUCGGGCGGCGGCGCGGAGCGGCCGGGCGGAGCGGGCCCGGGUUUCCGCCCGCCGGCGCACUCCCGCCACGACUGGAUCGGGCCCCCCGACAGGCUCUCGAACCUGCGGCCGGUGAUCUUCCACGUGCCGCAGGACGAGUCCGCCCUGGAGCGGCGCCUGCGGGAGGCGAGGCAGGACACGCAGGCCUGGAACCAGCAGUUCUGGGCCCGGCAGAACGCCUCCUUCCAGCAGGAAAAAGAAGAAUUUAUUUAUUCAAGACUGAAAGCCAAAGGUCUGGCAGUGAGAGAUGAAACAGGUCAAAAAGCAACACUGAAUGCAGAAGAAAUGGCUGACUUUUACAAGGACUUCCUAAGUAAAAAUUUUAGAAAGCAUAUGCAUUAUAACAGAGAUUGGUAUAAACGUAACUUUACAAUCACAUUCCUCAUGGGACAAGUAGCACUGGUGAGAGCUCUGAGGUGGCUUCGCUGGAAAAAGAAAAAUGUUGGAAAUUAGUGAUCUCAGCUCCAUGAAGAAUGCAACACUAGCCAGGUCUGCUAUAAGCAUGUUAAUGGUUACGUUCAGAAUCUGAAUGUCUAAUAUAGUAAUUGCUUGCAUCUGUUUGUUAGACUAUGUAAAUAAAGGUUGCUAUUGGUCUUAAUUUAUAAUCGCUA
This is a messenger RNA of Oxyura jamaicensis (ruddy duck), 713 nucleotides long. Its product is annotated as cytochrome c oxidase assembly factor 8. Gene Ontology annotation, cellular component: mitochondrion. The record is from RefSeq and is a predicted model, not a curated record. The coding region runs from base 1 to 555 and encodes 184 amino acids. The transcript has 5 exons. Gene Ontology annotation, biological process: intrinsic apoptotic signaling pathway. Lineage: Eukaryota; Metazoa; Chordata; Aves; Anseriformes; Anatidae.